Molecule: messenger RNA, 1808 nt
Organism: Exaiptasia diaphana
Lineage: Eukaryota; Metazoa; Cnidaria; Anthozoa; Actiniaria; Aiptasiidae
Product: laccase domain-containing protein 1
Exons: 5
Coding region: 72-1454 (460 amino acids)
Molecular function (GO): copper ion binding
Source: RefSeq, a predicted model, not a curated record
CGGAAGUACGUUUUAGAAGAAUGAAUGAUCGUCRUGUAAAUUUGACAAAAGCUGCUACUAAAUGGUCCUAAAUGGCUGCACCAGAAGUUAUCAUAAUUCUAGGAUGCCGCACAAAUGCUGAUGGCACUGCAUCAGAGAUGAUGAAACACCGUGUGAAGAAGUCAGCCAAUAUUUACCAUUCGCUUGUCACCGAUAAUGCCAAUGGAGAAAACAUGAGCCAUCCAUGGGUUAUAGUCACUGGAUAUCAGGCCCCUGGGGACCAGAUCAUCACAGAAGCUAAAGCAAUGUUGAAUUACAUACAAGAGAAAAGACUACUGCCUACAGAGCAUGUCAUUAUAGAGGAACUGGCCACAAAUACUGAAGGAAAUGCCUACUGGAGUCGUAUCAUUGUUGACAAUCUUGGUGCUAGUCAAAUCCAUGUUGUGACUACUCAGUUUCACUUAAAGAGAUCACAGAAUAUAUUUGAAAAGAUUUACUCUCCAGACAUCUACAAACUUCAUUUUCAUGACUCCCUGCAGAAGUUGGAUGAUGAAACUAUGAAAUGGAGAGAGGAAAGAGAGGAAAUGCUUUCUCAUUGCGUUGAUAGGAAUAUUGCUGACAUUCCCUUUCAUAUCAMAGCUUCACCUGAUGGAAAAYCUAUAACCCUACUGAACUCCCMCCUCAUUAAAGAAACAAUAUUUAAGCAUGGUUUUACAACUAGGUCUGGAGGUGUAUCAACAYACAAGACAUUAUCAUCUUUGAAUCUCAUGUUCAAUCCAAAAAGAAGGGACCCUAAAGUUAAUAUAGCAGAGAAUAGAYGGCGUUURGCACUUCAUUGUGGCUAUGAYKUUCAGCAAUUCUWCAUGGCAAAAUGUGUWCAUGGGAAUGAAGUGUGGGUGAUUGGUGAUCCUGAGCCRMAGAGUUAUGAUGCAUUAGUCUCUAACAAACCUGGUAUUACAAUAGCUGCACCAGGUGCCGAUUGCUCCAUAUUGYUGUUCUGUGAUCCACUGAAAAAGGUGUGUGCAGCUGCUCACUCAGGCUGGCGAGGGACAUUAGCAAAUAUUAGUCAUUCUGUGCUUGAURUGAUGAYGAAAAGAUUCAAUUGCGAUAUCAACAGCAUAUGUGUGGCAGUUGGACCAACUAUUGGACCUUGCUGCUUUGAAGUUGGUGAAGAUGUUGCAAAACAAUUUGCWGCCAUUUCCUGUGAUUUGGUAGUUAGGAAGGAAAAUAAACCCAAACCAUUUGUUGAUCUAUGCAAGACUACAAGGUUCCUUUUGGAAAAAUAUGGAGUUUUGCCACAAAAUAUUGAUGAUAGUGCAAGGRAGUUUGAAGAAAUCGAGUCUGGCCAACGCGUCACACAAUGCACAUAUUGUGACUCACAGCAGAGGUUUUUCUCCUACAGAAGGGAUGGCAGUCAGUAUGGAACUCAAAUUGGAUGGAUUACAAUCAACAAAAAUCAGGAGAAAGAUACAUGAUUAUGAAGUCUAAUAAAUAGUAGAACUAAAUUUGAAGCUCAGYGUCAAAGUUAUGUAAUUUCAGGGAAAGAAACUAAAGUGUAGUGUAACAAAUAAGRGCUGUGUGAUCAUGAUAAAUCAUUAUUAGAGGAUAUUUUGCUAGUUAGACCUUUUCUGAAUUACAAAAUCAUGGUGCAUUGUGGUCUAAACUCAGUAAAAUGCCAUAUUUGGCAGCAUGAACAAAAGAUGCACCAAAUCUAGACCACAAUGCAAUGCAAACUUAUAUGUCAGAAAAGGUUGUAUGCACCUCUAACAAACAUUCCAUGCCAAUUCUGUAAGUUACAGUAAGUUUGAGUUAAGGGGGCCCUCUUUGCU